Messenger RNA from Erinaceus europaeus (western European hedgehog), 1389 nucleotides. It is a transcript of the gene PSMC3IP, whose product is annotated as PSMC3 interacting protein. Lineage: Eukaryota; Metazoa; Chordata; Mammalia; Eulipotyphla; Erinaceidae. The transcript has 8 exons. The record is from RefSeq and is a predicted model, not a curated record. Gene Ontology annotation, cellular component: condensed nuclear chromosome; DNA recombinase auxiliary factor complex. Gene Ontology annotation, molecular function: recombinase activator activity; double-stranded DNA binding. Gene Ontology annotation, biological process: meiotic strand invasion involved in reciprocal meiotic recombination; meiotic joint molecule formation; homologous chromosome pairing at meiosis. The coding region runs from base 146 to 799 and encodes 217 amino acids.
GGGAAGGGCCCUUUCGCUCCUCCGCGGAGGCCUCCCCUCCAGCCAAUUGCGCUCGAGGUCCGAUAUCGACGUCCGGUCGCCGGAAGUCCUCGUUGCCCCAGCAACUGCGACGUCCGGUCGGCGGAGUUGGCGGCGGGAAAAGAAAAUGAGCAAAGGCCGAGCGGAAGCUGCGGCGGGAGCCUCCGGGGUUCUCUUGAGGUACCUGCAAGAGCAGAACCGUCCCUACAGCGCGCAGGACGUGUUCGGGAACCUGCAGCGGGAACACGGACUGGGCAAGGCGGCCGUGGUGAAGGCGCUGGAGCAGCUGGCCCAACAAGGCAAGAUCAAAGAGAAGACAUACGGCAAGCAGAAGAUAUAUUUUGCAGACCAGGACCAGUUUGACACAGUGAGUGAUGCUGACCUCCAAGGCCUAGAUACCAAAAUCGUAGCCCUCUCUGCUAAGGUGCAGAGCUUGCAACAGAGUUGCCGCCACAUGGAGGCUGAGCUAAAGGAGUUGACUAGUGCCCUAACCACGCCGGCGAUGCAAAAAGAGGUCCAGGAAUUAAAGAAGGAAUGUGCUAACUAUACAGAGAGACUGAAAAAUAUCAAAGCAGCCACCAACCAUGUGACACCAGAAGAGAAAGAACAGGUGUACAAAGAGAGGCAGAAGUACUGCAAGGAGUGGAGGAAGCGGAAGAGAAUGGCAACAGAGCUAUAUGAUGCAAUCCUUGAAGGAUACCCCAAGAGCAAGAGGCAGUUCUUUGAGGAAGUUGGGAUAGAGACAGAUGAAGAUUACAAUGUCAAGCUCCCUGACCCUUGAGAGGCCAGCACUGGGGGAUGGGAACAGAGAUGUCUUGAACUAGCUGCCUUCUUUAGGUUAACUUGUUACUCCCGUGCACUGCCUUUAAGAGGAGCAUAAGCCAGAGCGCUAGGUGGAGAGUGGGAACGCCAAGGACCCAGAGUCCUUCAUCAUACUCAUUGCACUGUUAACAUUUUAGUUGUUUGAACUUAGACUUGGAACAUCCUAAAGGAAAGCAUUUGGCAGAAUUUAUUAUAAUUUUAUAUAAAAAUAUUUAAUUUCCUCUAGAAAAUUAAACCUCCCAAAUACCAAACCUGAGGGAGGAAAUAGGGAACUUGAGGGACAGGGUAGAGAGGCAACUGUAUACAACAUUCAAAUAGCCUGAGGCCUCACUCUGUGGGUUCUCUACACCAGACCCUUAGAGUAUGUUUUCUAUUCCUUCAUUCUGCUCCAAAGUCUUGGGAGGAAUGCAGACCAAAUGCGGUGGAAACCAAGGUACACUUAACAGAAAGGCUGUGCAUAGUUUUGAGGUCCAGCCAAUUUUCCAAAAUUGUAAUGUUAGCAAAUACACUGUUGGUGUUUACAAAAAAUUAAAAAGUGCUACUAUGUAA